Messenger RNA from Caenorhabditis elegans, 505 nucleotides. The record is from the annotation of a RefSeq genome assembly. NCBI's taxonomy places the organism in Eukaryota, Metazoa, Nematoda, Chromadorea, Rhabditida, Rhabditidae.
CUAAUCACGGAUGAGGAGGAAAUUCCAGCGAAAAAAGUAUCUGUUUCCUCAGACGACCGUGUUGAAUCAAUAAUAUUCGAGCACCUGGGGCAAUUCCACGUGGAUUUUGUCAUUUUGUGUGGCGACACCGAGAUUUGGAGUGCCAAGGAGUACGGUGGAGCGAGCUUUGACCUCAGUCCCUAUGACGGAUACGAGCUGAUAGUGUACCGGAAGGAUUGUGAGAAGUAUAAGGUCUUGGUGGAAUUGAAAAAGUCCUAUAAAAAUGCGACUGAUAAACUUGCCCAUUUUUUCGUGAAAACUCCGUUGCCGCAUAUUGAACUGAAAAUUGAAGGAAUUCCGAUUACAGGCCUUGUUGAUACAGGUGCCCAACUGUCCAUUAUCACUAAAUCUGCUGCGGAGAAAUGUGGAAUCCUUGGGAAGCUAGACUCAAGAUUCCAAGUGAAUAAGUAAAAAGUAAAAUUUGGAAACCUUUUUUUCAAAAUGUUGGAAAUUUCAUUAGAAGAAU